Molecule: messenger RNA, 1284 nt
Organism: Mytilinidion resinicola
Lineage: Eukaryota; Fungi; Ascomycota; Dothideomycetes; Mytilinidiales; Mytilinidiaceae
Product: glucan 1,3-beta-glucosidase precursor
Exons: 2
Coding region: 1-1284 (427 amino acids)
Biological process (GO): glucan catabolic process
Cellular component (GO): extracellular region; cell surface
Molecular function (GO): glucan exo-1,3-beta-glucosidase activity
Source: RefSeq, a predicted model, not a curated record
AUGUUGCUCCAGAACUACUUUGCAGUGGUAGCGGCGAUAGCGACGACAUGUGCCGCCGAACAUGUUCAUCACAGAGACCUCAAGUCGCGCGCCGUAGCCUUUGACUGGGGUACCACAAAGAUUAGAGGUGUGAACAUCGGAGGAUGGCUCGUUACAGAACCCUUCAUCACUCCAUCCAUAUAUCUCGCGAACUCGAAAACCGACGAAGUGCACGACGAAUGGACCCUCUGCGCCAAACUCGGCGCCGCAGGAUGCCAGAAGGUCCUCAAGCCGCACUGGGAUAGCUGGGUCUCACUCUCGGAUUUCCAGAAGAUCAAAAAAGCGGGAUUCAACAUCGUGAGGAUCCCAAUCGGAUACUGGGCAUACAAAAACUACGGCGGGCCGUACACCUCGGGGACGGCGGCAUAUCUCGAUAAAGCGAUCGGCUGGGCCAGGACUACCGGGUUGAAAGUGUUGAUCGAUUUACAUGGCGCACCAAAAUCGCAAAACGGGUUCGACAACUCGGGCCACCGCUUUGAUGCCGGUAAUCCCACGUGGGGCACUGGCGACAGCAUUGCUCAGACGCAUGCGGUCCUGGCCGUGAUUGAGAACAAAUAUGCCAAAGCAGCGUACCAAGAUGUUGUCGUCGGCAUCGAGCUAGUCAACGAACCUCUGAUGCCUGUCAUCGAUACGAACGGUGCUAUUACUAAGAAGUUCUACCGCGAUGGCUACAACAAUCUUCGCAAAAUCAGCGAUACUCCCGUUAUUCUGCACGAUGGCUUCUUCGGCCCGGCCUACUGGAACGGCUUCCUGACGCCGUCGGACAACAACGCGCAGGGCGUAGUGAUAGAUCAUCACGAGUACCAGGUCUUCGACAAGAACCUGAUCAAGAUGACUCCAGCCCAGCACAGGCAACAGGUCUGUGACGCGGCCAGCAGCUACGACGGUGCGGAUAAGUGGACGUUCGUGGGCGAGUGGUCAGCCGCGUUGACGGACUGCGCGCCGAGUCUGAAUGGUUUCAAGCGAGGAAAUAGAUACGAAGGAACCUGGGAUGGUGCUACGCGUACUGGUUCUUGUGCGGGCAAGACUGGCAAGGUCUCGAGCUGGACGCAAUCACAGAAGGACGAUGUGCGAAAAUAUAUCGAGACGCAGCUGGAUACCUUCGAGUCCAAAACCAAGGGGUGGAUGUUCUGGAAUUUUAAGACUGAGGGAGGCGCCGGCGAGUGGGACUUGUUCCAGUUAUUGGAUGGCGGACUAUUCCCACAGCCCAUCACGAACCGCAAAUUUGGGAAAUUCUGCAAGUAA